AUGCCUUCACCAAAUCCCGUGACUUUCUCAAAUCAACAAAUCAACUCAAAGCUUAUUUAUCGUCGUACUUCUGGUUUACCGGAACAAGCUGAGGACUCAUCUUCUAUAGAUGAUGGUUCAAAAAGUUCAUUUAGAAAGUGGAUGGUAAAGAAGUUUGAUGAAUAUAAACCUUCAUUGGUGUUGGAGAAUAAGGCCAGUGUUGCUAGAGAUCAUUUGGCGAAUGAAAGGACAUUUUUAGCUUGGCUUCGUACUUCCCUAUCAUUCGUAGGAAUCGGUGUUGCGAUCACACAAUUAUUUCGAUUAAAGGGAGAAUCCAGUAAGGGAGGAAACAUAAUUGGUAUUGUCUUUAUAAUUUUGGGAAUUCUUUUCCUAGGUUUUGGCAUUGUUAGAUAUUUUCAUUCUCAAUAUUUAAUGACAACGGGUCAUUUUCCUGCUAGUAGAGGUAGUGUACUAGUGGGUACUAUACUAACUAUAUUAUCCUUGACUGCUUGUUUUCUUGUUAUCAUAAUUGAUAAUUAA
Funneliformis caledonium is the source of this 519-nucleotide messenger RNA. Lineage: Eukaryota; Fungi; Glomeromycota; Glomeromycetes; Glomerales; Glomeraceae. The record is from the annotation of a GenBank genome assembly.